Solanum verrucosum is the source of this 2613-nucleotide messenger RNA. RefSeq names its product putative disease resistance protein RGA3. The transcript has 6 exons. Gene Ontology annotation, molecular function: ADP binding; protein binding. Gene Ontology annotation, biological process: defense response to other organism. The coding region runs from base 1 to 2613 and encodes 870 amino acids. NCBI's taxonomy places the organism in Eukaryota, Viridiplantae, Streptophyta, Magnoliopsida, Solanales, Solanaceae. The record is from RefSeq and is a predicted model, not a curated record.
AUGGCCGAUGCUGUAAUUGGUGCUACUGUUCAAGUUUUGCUUGAAAAGUUGAUUUCUCUCACUAUCGAGGAGGUCAACAGCUCAAGGGAUUUCAACAAAGAUCUCGAAACGUUGACACAAAAUGUAUCCUUAAUCCAAGCUUUUAUUCAUGACGUUGAAAGACCACAAGUUGACAAACAACAGUCUGUGGAACAAUGGCUCAACAGGCUUGAGAGAGUUGCUGAAGAUGCUGAAAAUGUGUUUGAUCGAUUCAGAUAUGAGUCUCUCAAAACAAAAGUGAUGAGCAUCCGAAACUGCCCAAUGAAAAAGGUCAGUGGUUUCUUUUCUCAUACUGCUUUUAAAAGAAAGAUGUCUCAAAAAAUCAACAACAUCAAUAAAGAGUUGACGGCUAUCAAUAAGGUAGCCAAAGACCUCGGUCUACAAUCACUCAUGGUUCCUUCUCGGAAAAUACUACCAAUUCGAGAAACAGAUUCCUUAGUAGUUGCUUCUGAUGUUGUUGGUAGAGACAUGGAUGUUGCUGAGAUAAAGGGGAAAAUUUUGAACAUGAGAGAGGAGGAUGCUGUUCUGUGCACCAUUCCCAUAGUGGGUAUGGGAGGUUUAGGGAAAACGACUGUGGCUAAGAGGAUUUACAAUGAUGAACACAUCAAGCAAAUCUUUGAAAAGAGAAUUUGGUUGUGUCUACCUGAAAUGUCUGAAAUUAUGAUCUUUCUUGAACAAAUCCUCGAAUCACUGACAGAGAAGAAAGUUGAGGUUCAAAGGAGAGAUAUAAUAGUCAAGAAGUUACAAGAUGAAUUGGGAGGAAAAAACUAUUUGCUAGUCCUGGAUGAUUUGUGGUGUGUUGACUCUACAUCGUGGCAUGAGUUCGUUGACACCUUGAGAGGAAUAAAUACAUCCAGAGGAAACUGCAUUCUUGUGACUACUCGUAUGAAGCGGGUGGCAUCCACAGUAGCAACAGAUCUUCAUAUCUUGGGAAAGUUAACAGAAGAUCAUUGUUGGUCUAUUUUCAAACAAAAAGCAUUUGUUGAUGGCAGGGUUCCAGAAGAAUUAGCGAGCAUGGCCAACAAGAUUGUUAAAAUGUGUCAAGGUCUACCGUUGGCUGCAAGUGUGUUGGGAGGCCUCUUACACAACAAGGAAAAACAUGAAUGGCAAGCAAUUCUUGAUGGCAACCCCCUUGUUGCAGGUGAAGAUGAUAACAGGGAAAAUAGCAUAAAAAAAAUCCUAAAACUCAGCUAUGAUUAUCUACCAUCUCCACAUCUAAAAAAAUGCUUUGCUUACUUUGCAAUGUUUCCAAAAGAUUUUGAGUUUGAAAAGGACCAACUUAUCCAACUCUGGAUGGCAGAAGGCUUUCUCCGUCCAUGUCAAGAGACCACUGUGAUGGAAGACGUUGGGCACAGGUUUUUUCAAAUCUUGUUGCAAAAUUCCUUGUUGCAAGAUGUUGUGUUAGAUGAGCAUAACAAUAUAACACACUGUAAGAUGCACGAUCUUGUACAUGAUUUGGCUGGAGAUAUCUUUAAAUCUAAAGUAUUUGAUUCGAAGGGAGAUGAUGGAGAAAAACUUUCUCAAGUUCGAUACUUUGGAUGUGAGUCACCAAGGGAUAAAAUAGAUAAGAUAAAUGAGCCAGAACGUUUGUGCACACUGUUUUGGAGAAGCAAUUAUAUAUCGGAAGAUAUGUUGUUGAGCUUUAAGUUCUUGAAAGUUUUAAAUUUGUCUAGUUCAGGAAUCAAGGAGUUGUCAGCCAAAAUCGGGAAGCUAAUAUACUUGAGGUAUCUUGAUCUCUCGAAUACUAAGAUCACAACCUUGCCCAAUUCUAUUUGCGAGCUCUAUAAUUUGCAAACAUUUAGAAUCAAUUACUGUGAUUCACUCAAGGAACUUCCAUAUGAGAUGGGAAAUAUGAUAAGUUUGAGGCACAUUUAUUGCAGUUUUCAGUCUAUUGAUAAAAAAUAUUUUCAGAUGCCACCUAAGAUGCGACAAUUGACCUGUCUUCAAACCCUCCAGUUUUUCAAGGUAGGUUUAGAGAAAGGUCGUCAAAUAGAAGAAUUAGGUCAUUUGAAAAACCUAAGAGGUGAAUUGACCAUUAAUGGUCUAGAAUUGAUCGGUGAUAGAGAAGAAGCUCGAACAGCAUAUUUACAAGAGAAAUCGAAUAUCUACAAGCUGGCAUAUGUUUGGUUCCAUGACGAACCAGAAGGAAGUGAGACCAAUGAUGAGUAUGUCUUGGAUGGUCUUCAACCUCAUCCUAACUUGAAAACCUUAGCAGUAGUGGACUAUUUAGGGACUAAAUUUCCUUCAUGGUUCCGUGAAAAUUUGCUACCAAAUUUGGUCAGGUUGAAAUUAAGUGGUUGCAAAAGAUGCAAAGAAAUUCCAUCACUUGGCCAACUGAAAUUGCUUCGGCAUCUUGAGCUGUUAGGAUUCCACGAGGUGGAAAGCAUCGGACCUAGAUUUUAUGGUAUUGAUGGUAACAAUAAUGGAUCAAGCAGCAAUAUCCAAGUGUUCCCGUCACUUAAAGAACUAAUAUUGGAGGAUAUGUCUAGUCUUAUUGAGUGGAAGGGAGAUGAAAUUGGGGUAAGAUUGUUUCCUGAGCUUGAGAAGUUGAGCAUUAGCUCCAAGUCAAUUUGA